Cadophora gregata is the source of this 1450-nucleotide messenger RNA. It is a transcript of the gene FCY1, whose product is annotated as cytosine deaminase. Lineage: Eukaryota; Fungi; Ascomycota; Leotiomycetes; Helotiales; Ploettnerulaceae. Gene Ontology annotation, molecular function: catalytic activity. The transcript has 3 exons. The record is from RefSeq and is a predicted model, not a curated record. The coding region runs from base 1100 to 1450 and encodes 116 amino acids.
GAAUUCACUUUUGACUUUUAUCUCGUCGUAAAGUCGCAGAUGUUGUCAAAACGAUUCCAUGUUCUGUUCCUGAUACGGCUUAGCACGGCCCUGCGGGAUAAAUCCCUGUUUUCGGCAACACGGCCAAUCACACAGUUAGUUAUUUUCUUAUCGAUAAUAAGGUAUCCAGAAGUGAAGUGGAGGAAGGACAAAGGACUAAGGACGCGAAUUUGUCCACAGCUGCAGCCAUGUUCACCAAAACAGAACAGAACGUCUCGGUGCUUUGAUGAGGUUGUGGCAUUCGUUACUGAUCACUCCCAUCAAAGAGCUGUAAGUCUGUAUAGAUCUAAUGCAACCUCUAUUGGCUUUAGGGGGACACCUAUUCUUGUGGAGGGGUAGAGGGGCCAGACGGGUACCUGUGGCGGCAGUAACAAACAAGUGAUUGCAUUGCACUCUCAAGAUUAUUGUAAAUAGUUCUAAUGGCAUCAAAUCUGGAGAUUCAUUCUCUGGCCAUCUGAACUAUGAAAAUUUUAUUUCAGUACAAGAGUCCACAAUUCCAUUGUCUUCCGGCAAUGUCAUAGCCUCGAGUAAUAGAUCCCACAUCUCUUCACUUGUAUCCUUGACGAGAUAACGCCUCCUCCUUUCUCACAAAUCUUUACUCGCCCACAAUCUCUUCUUCGUACUCAUUCCAUUGUCCACCAUACCACUAGAUCCUCUCCAAGAUGAAUGACCAAGAAGGCCUGGCUAUUGCCAUCGAAGAGGCAAAAACUUCUUACAAAGAGGGUGGCGUGCCGGUGAGAUCCCCCACUCUUCUAUCUUCUUCUCUACAUGCCAGGAGUGACUGCCUAAGUCUACUUUGAAUCUGACUAUGGAACUGACGGCGGUGUGUGCGGUCCCUUGAAUUGCCCUUCUUUUCCUCUCGGAAGCACGAUCAGGAGACCUACCUAAUCCAGGCGAUGCUUUGUCAAGAGUCGUGUCUCCAUUUCCGUCAGAUUUGAAACAUGCUGGAUUGUGCUCGCAUUGCUAUAGUAACCAUGCGCUGAGAAUACUGAGUAUGAUUCCAUAGAUCGGGGCCGCUUUGGUAUCAAGAGAUGGCAAACUCCUCGGCCGAGGACAUAACAUGCGCGUCCAAAGCGGAAGUGCAAUCCACCACGGCGAGACAUCAGCCCUCUACAACUCCGGUCGUCUCCCUGCCUCAGCCUACAAAGGCGCCACCAUGUACACCACACUCUCACCAUGUGACAUGUGCACAGGAGCUUGCCUUCUCUAUGGCAUCGGUAGGGUGGUCAUUGGUGAGAAUAAAACCUUCCUUGGGGGUGAGGCGUAUUUGAAGCAGAGGGGUGUGGAGGUUGUAGUAUUGGAGAAUAAGGAGUGCCAAGAUUUGAUGGAUCUGUUCAUCAAGGAGAAGCCCGAGGUUUGGAAUGAGGACAUUGGUGAGGAGGAGAGAGUUUACUCAAAAGAGGCAAAAUGA